ACUUCGUUGGUGGCAAAUGGCCGCUGUUACACAGAAACCUUCGUUAAGUCUACACAUAAAAUCACUAUUUGAAAUUUAUACAGACCGUGAGUAUAAUUUAAUUAUUCGUUCUGAAGUUUGGAAUAAAAAUAGGUUAGCGGAUAAAUAACCUACAACUUAUCCACGACCGCCAAAACAAAUGCUCAUUUCCGGUAACGAACGCGGUAAUUUCAAACUACAGGAUGAGCACUUUUAGCGGGAAAAUAAAAGAAAUUCCAAAUAUUAGCGUCGAUAGAUUUGUUGAAGAAAAUCUAAAAUCUGAAAUUUUUUUUCUAUCGCAUUGUCACACUGAUCAUAUGGUGGGAUUAGAUUCGUAUAAUUUUAAAUCCGAAUUGAUGGAUAAUAAAAAAUAUUUAUACGCUUCGGAAAUAUCGUGCGCAAUAUUAAAAAAUAUGUACCCUCAGUAUGGAGAUUGUUUGAAAAUAUUACCAUUAAAUACCCCUAAGAUAUUUCAAUUAAAAAAUAAUUCUUUUGCUGUUACGCUCAUACCUGCAGGACACUGUCCUGGUUCUGUAAUGUUUUUAUUUGAAAAUGAUAAAAAAAUUUUAUAUACGGGGGAUUAUCGAGUGAAUAUUAAUGAUAUAAAAAAAUUUACUGCUUUUUAUAAUACAUGUGGUUCCGUUAAAAUAAUGGAUAAAAUAUAUUUAGAUACUACGUUUUUUUUGAAAAAUUAUCCGAGUUUUCCUAAACGCGACGAAAGUCUUGAGCAACUGUGUGAUAUUUUAAAAAAGUGGUUAGAAGAAAAUGCCAGUAUUUUUGUACACGUAAAAACAAGUGCUAAAUACGGUUAUGAAUAUGUUUAUAAAGAGAUAUUUAAAAAAAUCGGCAUGCCAGUACAUGUAAACAAAGAUUUUUACAAAUUUUAUAAUCUCAUCCCUGAAUUAGAUGGUACUGUAACUUUAGACCCAACUAAAACUCGAAUACACGGUAAUUGCGGGACAAAACUUGCAUAUAACUGCCUUUCCGAUGAAAAACUACUCGAAAUAAAAACCGUUAAAUUAUCGGCAAUGAUGUGGAAUAAAAAUAGAAAGUACGAACCUAAAAUCGGAACACACUGUAUAUGUUAUUCUACGCAUGCUUCGUACGAAGAAGGCGUGGCAUUAAUAAACUUUCUAAAACCUAAAGAUAUAGAAAUAUGUGUCGAACAUGAGGAUGUUUGUAUAAACAAUGAAAUAAGAAAACUCGUUCAACAUCAUUUAUUAAAAAUACGAAAUGUUUCACCAAGUAAUCAAUCUGUGGAACCUAAAUUAUUCAACAUCGGAAAACGAAAAGAAUCUUUGGUGAAAAAUAUGAAUUAUGAAAUAUUUGAAAGUUCGAAUUCUGAAAAUUCUUCAAACAGAACUGAUUUAAAUGUUGUGAAACACAAUGAGUCACAAAGUGAAGAACAGUUUUUAGAUACAGUGCAAAAUAGUGAUGACGAUAAAAAUGUGUUAUAUAAAAUAAUGUUUGGAUCACCUGAAAUCAGUACAAAUAAAGUAGUAGACAUUAUUCCAGACGUAUCUGAUGAAGAAGAUAGCGUAAUAUACAAUAUCAUCAAUUGGUCCCCAAAUAAAAAGAAAAAGUUAUAGGAUAUAGUAUAUUAUAAUAAUUUACUAAAGAACUGAUUUUGUACAAGUUGUAUUUUGACUUUCAAUAAAGUUAAAACAAAAUUUUUUUAAUUGACAAGUCAAAUAAUAUUUUUCACUUGUUCUUGUUGAUAUAAGAAAUUAUGGAGUGUAGAGAAGGAGGAACGUCUCUGGGUUAAAAAAUGUGAGCUGAUUUUUGAUGGAUAAAUAGGUGGCGCUGAUUAUAGAGGGUAUUCGCUUGAAUUUUACGCGCUGAUUUGAAAAUAACUGUAUAGUAAUGUAACAAAACAGAAUCUCGUUAAAUUAACUUUAUUAUUUAGCUAUUUAUUUGGUUAAGAUAAUACAUAUAUUCUAAUAUGAAAAAAAAGUAGAAUCAUGUAACAAUAAUGAAAUAGUAUAAGAAAAACAUUUUGGUUGAUUAAAAUAAAAUAUUGAAUUUUAUCCGUAACUAAUAUAAUAAUUAUAGCGAUAUAAUUAGAUCAAUAAAAAUAAUAGAAUAAUAAAAAAAAUAUUUCGGUUCAUAAAAAUAAAAUAUUGAACUUCAUUAGCAACUAAUAUAAUAGUUAUAGUCAUAUAAAAA
Messenger RNA from Diorhabda sublineata, 2184 nucleotides. It is a transcript of the gene Snm1, whose product is annotated as protein artemis. The record is from RefSeq and is a predicted model, not a curated record. Gene Ontology annotation, biological process: protection from non-homologous end joining at telomere; double-strand break repair via nonhomologous end joining; interstrand cross-link repair. The transcript is spliced from 2 exons. Gene Ontology annotation, molecular function: damaged DNA binding; 5'-3' DNA exonuclease activity. The coding region runs from base 222 to 1607 and encodes 461 amino acids. Lineage: Eukaryota; Metazoa; Arthropoda; Insecta; Coleoptera; Chrysomelidae.